AUCACUUGUCCCAGGUAGUUGAACACAAAUAACACUUGGGUAUGGGUGGGUAUGGGUACCCAAGGAUCUCUUGAUGCCAAACACCCGGUUUAGUUUGAAAUUUUGUAUUACUGUUGAUUACAUUCAUGGACACCCCUCAGCCUCGGCGGCAGCAGAGCCGUCACUCGGACAUCUUUGAGCGUUCGCUGCAGCGGCUGGACGAUGCCCUGCAGAGCCCGUCCGGUUCCCUGCAGGGCCGGCCCCGGCAGCCGGACCGACGCUCCGUGUUGUCGCGGCGCAGCGGGCGGCUGGAUGACCUCACCAUGGACCUCACCAGCUACACAAUGGUCGGCGGCAGACGCAGUAUUUUACCCGGUGAGAUGACCGCUCUGGAGGAGUCCAUAUUGGAGGAGCCCGAGCUCACCAUGCUCACCGAGGAGGACCCGGGCGAUAAAGCGGUGUCGGGCCUCUCGGAGGAGUUUCUGUCGGCCUACCGGCAGCGUCCGUCCGAGCACCAGCUGCUGGACCUGCUGGCCGACUACCAGCAGCUGACCGAGCAGCAGGUCGAGCGGCUGGCGCAGCUGGUCAGGAGGGUGCCCGCCCAGCGGGGCGCCACCCACCUCACCGCAACACGACAGCUGCACAGCCAGCUGUCGAAGGAGCGGAACACGUGGCGGCUGCUGGUGUCGCUGUACCGCGACCGGCUGCUGGUCACCUCGGAGGAGCCCGGCGCCCUGCUGCUGGAGGGCGUCGGCCGGCCGCGCUCCGACCAGAGGCUGGCCGAGGACCUGUUCAAGUGCCAGACCGACGUCCGCCAGGCCCAGCUGGUGGUGGAUUGGCUGGAACACUGCGCCGCCGACGACAUCGUCAGCGGGUACAUGGACAAGGUGGAGUUUUUCGGCAACACGGCCGUGGCCUGGGAGAACACGCUGCACGCGCUGCAGGCGGCCGACGGGCGGACGGCGCGCGGCCAGAGCCGCAGCAUGGACCCGGACGGACCGGUGCGCGACAGGCAGCCGCUGCACGACCUCGACCAGGACGACGAGCGGCGCCUGCUGCGCUACAUGUUCGUGCUGCUGCGCUCCGGGCAGAUGUCCAAGGCGCAGGAGCUGUGUCUGCGCGUGGGUCAGCCGUGGCGCGCCGCCACUCUGGAGGGCUGGAAGCUGGCGCACGACCCCAACUACGAGGACCCGGCCAGUGAGCCGCGGCCCGUCCAGGGGAACCCGCUCAGGGACCUGUGGAAGCUGACGGCGUGGCAGCUGUCGGAGGACGUCUCCUACGACGAGCACGAGCGGGCCGUGUACGGCGCGCUCUGCGGCAACCUGGACGCCCUGCUGCCCGUCUGCAGCACUUGGGAGGACCGCGUCUGGGCCUUCUUCAAGGUGUUUGUCGACUCGCGCGUGGAGGCCGAUGUGCGGGAGAACAGUCAGUCGCUAAGGCAGCUCCGGCCGCUGCCCCAGCACUACACCGAGAAGAGCCGUUCGCCGGACGCCAUUUUCUCGGAGGUGGACGCUCUGGAGAACUCCUCGGGCCGCACAGACGAGGCCGUGCGGCUCUAUAACGCCAUCCAGCAGUGCGCCAUUCUCGGCGACGAGGCCACCAUGUGCGCCAAAAUGGCCGCCUUCUGCAAGGAGGACGGGGGUAACGACCAGCUGCUGCGCUCGCUGGCGCACAUCGUGCUGCUGGUACGCCAGUACGGGUCCACAGAGGUCGACCACGACCACUGCGUCACCGUACUAGAGGCUUACGUCAAGCGCCUGGUGUCGCGGCAGGAGGCGCCGCUGGCCGUCUGGUACACGGCGCUGCUGCCGCCGCCGCUGCAGACAGAGUGGUGCGCCGCGCUCAUGGAGUCGGCCCGGGCGCCGGCCGACCGGCUGCGCACCCUGCGGCUGGCAGAGGAGGCCGGCCUGGACGCGCCGGCCGCCGCGCUGGCCGUGGUUCGCGCCGCGCGCCUGCCCGCCGAGCCGGCCGCCGAGCUGUCGGCCGAGACCAGCGAGGACGACCGGCGCGCCGCCGGCGCCAUCCAGUGGCUGCUCUUCGAGCCGGCCCAGCGGCUGGACGCCCUGCGCGAGGGCAACGCCAUCUGUCGGCGGCUGUUGCUGGCCAGGAAACUGCCCGCCGCCAGGGAGCUCAUGCAGCUGAUCCCGGACGACAGUAUCGCCGUGCUGCUGGCCCGCUGGAAGGAGACGACUGGAGAGACAGAGCUGCCGCCAGAGCAGGACAAUGUGGUCAAGGAGCACCUCUGCGUCAAGGCGUUCAUGCUGGGCCAGGACGCGUACCAGGACUGGUCGGACCAGUUCUACAGCCAGCGGCCGCGCCGGCCAGAGCUGCGGCCGGCCGCCUCCUUCGCCGAGACGGUGGCGCACGAGCAGCGUCUCAAACAGUACGAGACGGCGCUGGAGCGGUGGCGCGCGGCCCACACGGCCGCCACCGCCGCCACCGCCGAGCGGCUGUACAACGUGCUGCUCUUCCCGGACGGCGGCUGGAUGGCCGACCGCGCCGCGCCGCACACGGCCGCCGCGCCGGAGGGUGCCGGCGAGCCGCAGCGGCAGCGCGAGCUGGCCCAGCUGCGGCGCCUGUACGUGCCGCAGACGGUGUGUGUGCUGCACACGGUGCUAACCGAGAGCGGCCGGCUGCCGGAGGCCGCCCGGCUGGCCGACCUGGUGGCCGGAGACGAGUACCAGCUCUACAAGGAGUUCAGCCAGCCGGAGCUGCAGAACCUGCUGGGGAAGCUGCGGGAGACCUCUCUGAGGCUGCUCGACCAGAACCUGGACGCCCUCGGCUACCCGUUCCAGUGAUCCGAGACGGCGCCUGGUGUCACAGAAUCGUCCAGCUCCAUCUGAACCAACAGGUCGCCAGAGCUCAGUGGAUGUACUUUAGCUCACCACAGCUCACAGCUGAGCUGACCGCAGCUCAUUGGAGCUACCUGGACUUAUCACAGCUCAGUGUUACAGCUCACAGCUCACUGGCGCUGCCGAGCUCGCCCAGCCUCCCGUUCCAUUGAGUGAGGGAAUUAGUCCAGCUGGCCGGGCCCUCUGUGUGGGCCGUGCGAUGUAGAGCGACGUUUUGAGAGGGUUGGAGGUGGCUGUCUCCCGCCCAUCUCGUAUACAUGUGCCGAUCAUUAGACUCGUGUUGUUGGAAUACACUGCCUUUUGGA
Amphibalanus amphitrite is the source of this 3136-nucleotide messenger RNA. Its product is annotated as nuclear pore complex protein Nup107-like. Gene Ontology annotation, biological process: protein import into nucleus; mRNA export from nucleus; regulation of DNA-templated transcription. Gene Ontology annotation, molecular function: structural constituent of nuclear pore. Bases 126 to 2777 code for a protein of 883 amino acids. Lineage: Eukaryota; Metazoa; Arthropoda; Thecostraca; Balanomorpha; Balanidae. The record is from RefSeq and is a predicted model, not a curated record. Gene Ontology annotation, cellular component: nuclear pore; nuclear pore outer ring. The transcript has 16 exons.